AACGUCAGACGAUGUCGAUGUCGGAGUUUGUGUAACAAAAAUAAUUAAUAUCUCUGAGUUUUGUGAUAAUAUUAUGUGAAUUAUGAGAUGAAAGUGUGAAUAAAUGUUAGAAUAGUGUCUGUUAGUGAUUAUGGCGCAUAGUGGUGGUGUGUUGAGCUCGGAUAUAUCGCGACGGAACCCGCAGGAUGAGUACGAGCUCAUUCAAAGGAUUGGUUCGGGCACCUACGGGGACGUUUACAAGGCGAAACGUCUCAACGGGAACGGGGAGCUUGCCGCCAUCAAGGUGAUCAAGCUCGAGCCGGGCGAUGACUUCGCCAUCAUCCAGCAGGAGAUCCUGAUGAUGAAGGACUGCAGGCAUCCCAACAUAGUGGCCUACUACGGCUCGUACCUCAGGAGGGACAAGCUGUGGAUCUCUAUGGAGUACUGUGGAGGGGGGAGCUUGCAGGACAUCUACCACGUAACGGGCCCGCUGACCGAGCUGCAGAUAGCCUACAUGUGUCGAGAGACAUUAAUGGGGCUCUCCUAUCUGCAUAGCAUGGGCAAGAUGCAUCGGGAUAUAAAAGGCGCAAACAUCUUACUGACGGAGUGCGGGGAUGUCAAGCUGGCGGAUUUCGGGGUUUCAGCUCAAAUUACAGCCACAAUCAACAAGCGCAAGUCCUUCAUCGGGACGCCAUAUUGGAUGGCGCCGGAGGUGGCAGCAGUAGAAAGAAAAGGCGGCUACAAUCAGCUUUGUGAUAUCUGGGCCUGCGGUAUCACCGCCAUAGAACUCGCAGAACUCCAGCCUCCCAUGUUUGAGCUGCACCCCAUGAGGGUCCUCUUCUUGAUGUCUAAGUCUGGCUUCAAGCCACCGCAGCUGAAGGAACGGGAGCGGUGGUCGCAACUGUUCCACGCUUUCCUUAAGUUGGCGCUUACUAAAAAUCCGAAGAAAAGGCCGACAGCUGAGAAAUUACUUCAACACGCGUUCUUCCAGCAAGACAUGAACAAGCGGCUCGCUAUAGAGUUGUUACAGAAGUACUCCAACCCGCCCAGCGUGUGUAACUCGGAAAUGGAUGAUGAUGGGGGUGUAUCGAACGUGCCGCAGCGUAUCGCCUCAAAACACACCGGGCGCGGGGCGGGGGUGGGUGCGGGGGCGGGGGUGGGUGUGGGGCGGCGCGUGCUCGAGCAGUCCCCCGGCGCCGCGCGGGCACGGCCCCGGUCUCUACUGACAGACCACCGGGCGGCCCGUCGAGCGGGUUACGAUGACUCUCCCAUCAUAGAUCUAGACGCUGAUGAAGACCUAGGUCACGGGGCGGCUAGGGCCCGCCUGCACAACUUUACUGACGAGCCGGAACGAGCGGAUACCGUCAAACGAGUUUCAGUGCACCACAGACAGCCGAGCGAGGAUUGGAGCGUGAAAUCUCUCAUGACCUGCCCGAAACACAACCCCCUAACUUCAGAAAUGGCCAACGACACCAUGCCCAACAGCGAAAAGAGCCUCUUGCAAUAUAUAGACGAAGAAUUAAUGCUCAGGGCAACACUACCGAUGACAGCGGACACCGCAGCCAUGUCGCAAGCGGCCGGCCUGUCAGUACACGAUCAACAUCUCUCUCAAUGUAUCCAGCUAAAACAAAACUUCUUAAACAAUUCUACUACAAACAUAUACCAGAAUCUAGCUUCCAACUACCAAACUCCUAUAAACGCUUCUAGAGUAUCUAUAGACGAUCCAUUAUGUAGACGAAUGGGAGAAACUGAUAUAAUGUUCGCAGAUCAACCCGGCAGCGAAUCCAUAGUAGAAUCACCACAAAUUAGAAACUCUAACUGCGAAUGUGGUCUAUGCCCUAAACCGGAACCUAGAGACAAUAACACUUUGAGCGAUUUACAGAGAUCCGUCGCUUCUAAAUGCUCUUGCGACGCCUGUAACUCCAACGCCGACAUAUUAAGCUAUUACAGAAAUUGCUCGAAUCAGAAUUCUGACUCUGGUAUAGUUUACUGUGAUACUUGUAAGAAGCAGAAGAUAUCAAUAUCUAACUUUAAAGCGCUACAGAUAGCUAAUAGACUCCAAAUAGCGGAUAAAGUCGAAAACGGGUCAACUUCAGACGACGAUUUAUGUCGAAAAAUCGAUAUAAGUAUGACGAAUGACACGCAUGAACAUAGAAAGAGACAUAACAGGCAUAAUUCGGAAUCUACAGUCGGUAUAGAUCUAAGUCAGUUUUGUCAGUGUGAGUUGGAAAACACUAAGAGGAAGACGUCAUCUGUAGACGAGAUAUUCAAGAUGGCGGAGGGGGAUGUGAAACAGGAAGCGCCGGAAGAGGAUAAAUAUAGCCAGAGGCAGAGGAGUUUGUCCGACAGCCAGAGGGAUAAAGCCAAAGUGGAGACGAAAGCGCUGGACACCCCGCCGGUGCCGCCGCGGCGCGCGCGCCCCCGCCGCGCGCACACCCCGCCCCGCCCCCGCCCCGCGCCCAACGGCCUCCCGCCCACGCCCAAGGUGCACAUGGGCGCCUGCUUCUCCAAGGUGUUCAACGGGUGUCCGCUGAGGAUAAACUGUACUGCGUCGUGGAUCAACCCGGACACCAGAGACCAGCAUAUACUCAUUGGUGCGGAGGAGGGCAUAUACACACUCAACCUGAACGAACUUCACGAAACCGCCAUGGACCAGCUGUGUCCGCGGCGAACGAUAUGGUUACACGUCAUACAGGAUGUGCUCAUGUCACUGUCAGGCAAAACGCCAUCUUUGUACCGGCACGAGCUAUUAGCUUUGAUAGGUGCGCGCGGGAACAAGUCGCUGCGAGUAUUACCGCCACGUCUCCUUCCACGACGAUUCUCGCUCACCACUAGAGUCCCAGACACUAGAGGUUGCAUCCGUUGCGCGGUGGCCCGGAACCCGUACAACGGCUACAAGUACCUGUGCGGCGCCACGCCCCAUGGCCUCUUCUUGAUGCAGUGGUACGACCCACUGCACAAGUUCAUGCUCCUCAAGAACAUAGAGUGCGUGCUUCCGACCCCUCUGCUGGUGUUCGAGCUGAUCAUCGCGCCCGAGCUGGAGUACCCGCUGGUGUGCGUGGGCGCCGUGCGUCGCCCGCUGCGGCUGUGCUUGCUCAACAUUAACUCAGGUGCAACCUGGUUCCACUCGGACGAGCUGAACAUAUGCGGCGGCAGCAACACGGUGGUGCCGCGCGGGGAGCGCUUGCACACUCUGCGGGCCGUACACCAGAUUGACAAGGACACGGUGUUGGUGUGUCACGAGAACGUGGUUGACAUAAUUCCCGUGUUGCCGCCCGCGUUGGACACGCGACGGGAGGACGAGAAACGCAAAAAUAAACUGCUGCCGAGGAUAGAGUUCGACUUCAAUAUUGAUAGCAUAUUGUGCCUGGCCGACUCGGUGCUGGCGUUCCACCGGCACGGCGUGCAGGGCCGCUCGCUGCGGCACGCCGACGUCACGCAGGAGAUCACCGACGAGAGCCGCGCCUACCGGCUGAGGGGGAGCGACAAGGUUGUGGUGCUGGAAUCGCACUUGCUCCAAAGUAACACGCUGUCCGGCGACGACGGGAACGAUCUCUACAUACUGGCGGGCCAUGAGGCGUCUUACUAACCAGACAUAUUAUAAUAUUGAUAUAGGUAACUAACACACAUGGUAGAGACAGACAUACACACAUGGACUGUAGUCAGCCAGGCAGGGCUCGGAACCGGUAUUGUAAUACCUGUUAAUAUCGUUUCUAAAACCGUUAUCGAAUUUAAACUGUUGUGAGACAUACUUUAACAUGUCGUGCGAGUGACUAAAACAAGUGAGUAAGCCGUGAAAUUAUUUAAAACCGUUAUAUUAUUUCUUUCAUUAACCUUUUGGACGCCAAUGACGGAUAUAUCGGCACCGCAGGUCCAACGCCAAAGACGGAUUAAUCGGUCAAAGAUCACAGAGUAACAUAGACCUAAGUGCUUGUGCAUAAAGUUCAAUUUCAGUUUUGACCCUUCGGUGACGUGGCGUCCGAGUGACAGCUUUUGUGUUUGACACGGCGUCGAAAAGGUUAAAAACCGGUUAAUAAAUGGAACGCGAACUAAUCAAUCACGUUAUCUCUUCUAACCGGUAAGAAGACGGAACGGAAUUUUAUGCGGGUUAUGCCAAGUGUGACAGUACGUAUUAACGACCUAUCUUUUUCCUAUGAAAAAAUCUUACAAGGGGGUGGGGGGUCUAAAAAAUCUAAAUUUUGUGUGAUGUAAUUAAUGGACGAACUCCAUACAUACAUUCAAAUAUAAAUAUAACAUUAAAACAAAGAGGAUAUAUUAGGAUAGAGGGGUACUGUCAUAGUAAAUUUUGUAGCCACAGUAAAUUCACUGCCAUCUAUCGACACACGAUUAAAACUAAAAAUGAAGAUGUAUAAAAAUACUAUAAAAUGUAUUUAUAUAUGGAUAACCAAUUUCCCAGCAGGAAAAGACGCAUAAUUUUCCAAAUUUGCGGCCUUUUUCUACUUAUAAAAAUGGCUUUUUAGAGUAUGUCGUCUCUGGAUUAGUGAACUGAAUGGAGAAGACCUAGAACAAUUAAGCAAUCUAGACCUUAUUUGUGGUAUUUUCAAUAAAAAGGGACCUUAUUGUCGAUGGCGCUCACGCCAUUAUUAACGAUGCUCCGAUAUAAUAUAAUGCCGCGUGACGCUGUGUGGCGUAAGCGCCAUCGACAAUAAGGUCCCUUUUCAUAGAAAAUGCCCCAUUUGAUGCAAUAAGCAUUACAUAGUGAAAAUAUUUAUUUAUUAAUAGUACCUCGUAAAGCGUGUAACAACCAAAUAAUUGUGAUUAUUAUUAAUCUCUAAUAAUAUCGGUCUGUAAGGGGUAGUAACAUCUAAUAAAAGACAUUACUUAUAUAGUACAUGAAUAAAACAGUAUGAAGAACAAAU
Cydia strobilella is the source of this 4859-nucleotide messenger RNA. RefSeq names its product mitogen-activated protein kinase kinase kinase kinase 5 (gene hppy). Gene Ontology annotation, molecular function: MAP kinase kinase kinase kinase activity; ATP binding. Gene Ontology annotation, biological process: protein phosphorylation; intracellular signal transduction. Lineage: Eukaryota; Metazoa; Arthropoda; Insecta; Lepidoptera; Tortricidae. Gene Ontology annotation, cellular component: cytoplasm. The record is from RefSeq and is a predicted model, not a curated record. The coding region runs from base 131 to 3568 and encodes 1145 amino acids. The transcript has 21 exons.